Molecule: messenger RNA, 5174 nt
Organism: Drosophila subpulchrella
Lineage: Eukaryota; Metazoa; Arthropoda; Insecta; Diptera; Drosophilidae
Gene: mew
Product: integrin alpha-PS1
Exons: 9
Coding region: 437-3889 (1150 amino acids)
Biological process (GO): cell adhesion mediated by integrin; cell-matrix adhesion; integrin-mediated signaling pathway
Cellular component (GO): external side of plasma membrane; integrin complex
Molecular function (GO): integrin binding
Source: RefSeq, a predicted model, not a curated record
UCGCGUCGCGUUAUCUUACAAAAAAAGAAAACCUGCGUCGUGUGCGAUUCCGAUUCGUACAAUCGAGGGGAAUUCGAUUAGGAAACCACGAAUCUUUAUCAAAAUGUGUGGACUGUGUUUACGUAAUAGUAUUAUAUUAUUUUAACUUUUACCGCCAACGGAUCUAUGUAUUAUUUUUUUUUUUGCUGUGAGUGCGCGAAUGAAAUAAAAGGAAAAGAAAAACUGCAGCGAGCGGAGAAGAGCGUGGAAAAUACGCGGACUACCUGUUGAUUCCAAAGAUCUCUACGGAUCUAGUGUUUUUCUUUUUUGUUUUUGCCCGUUUGCCAAAGGUCGCGGGCUGUAAAACCUUUCCAUUUGCCGUGCCCGGUGCACGUGCAUUUAAAAUACAAAUAUUUUUCGAAUAUUUGCGUAAAAAAAAAAAAAAAAAACACAAAUCAUGGAAGAGUCCGCGUUCCGAAGAAGGCUACAGAUUUGUUUAAUUCUACAAAUUGUGAUCCCUACUCUCUGCUUUAACCUGGAACAGCGAUUGCCCAUAGUGAAAUAUGGGCAUCCGAAGUCUAAUUUUGGCUACUCGGUGGCCACCCACACAAUUGGCGAGGUCAAUGGGCCCAACAAAACAAAUUGUGUUCUUGUGGGAGCCCCACUGGAUCAAAAUCGACAGCCAAACACCUCACACUCUGGCGCCCUCUGGCGGUGUCCCAUGACACAAAGCUUCAGUGACUGCGAACAAGUGAUCACCGAUGGCAGGCGAUCGAACGGAACGUAUGAGAUUCAAUUAAAUAAGACUUUCGAUAGCGAAAUCCUCUCACCACCCGGUAAUGAUGAGAUCAAGGAGGACCAAUGGAUGGGCGUUACGGUGCGAUCUAGUCCCCUGCAAGCCAACGGAUCCGGAGGAAAGGUGGUCGUAUGCGCCCAUCGCUAUAUGUACAUCGUUCGGGAGAAUCGCUAUGGCCAGGGUCUCUGCUAUCUACUGACAAACGAUCUGCAGUUCGAAGAGGUGCACGAACCCUGCAAGGGACGACCUGUGCAAAGACAACACGAGGAUUACGGACUGUGCCAGGCGGGAACAUCGGCUGCUCUUUUGGACGAUGACACAAUGGUGUUGGGUUCCCCCGGACCGUACACGUGGCGCGGAUCCAUCUGGGUGACCCAGGUGGGCGGAGAGUACCUGCAGCGCGACAAGACGACCUACUACAAUGAUCACUCGGACACCACGUCAAAGGUGGAGAAGUACAGCUACCUGGGCAUGUCGGUGACCGGCGGCCGAUUCUUUGGCCAAAUGUCGUAUGCGGCUGGAGCUCCGCGUUCCCAAGGCCACGGCCAAGUGCUAAUCUUCGACAAGUCCACCAAUAAUCCGAUUCCAGUCCACUUGACGCUGGAUGGUGAGCAAUUCGGCUCGAGUUUUGGCUACGAACUGGCCACAGCCGAUGUGAAUGGCGAUCAUCGACCCGAUUUGAUAGUGGCAGCUCCUCUGUACUUCACCAAGUCGGAGGGUGGAGCCGUGUACGUAUACCAGAAUGACCGGGAUACGCUGCCCCUGAAGUACACGCUCAAGUUGACGGGUGCGCUGGAGAGUCGUUUUGGCCUGGCCUUGGCCAAUAUCGGGGACCUGAACAAGGAUAACUGCGAGGAUCUGGCUGUGGGAGCUCCGUACGAGGGCAACGGUGUGGUCUACAUCUACUUGGGCUCCAGCCAGGGAUUGAAUGCCAAGCCAGCCCAAAAGAUUCAGGCCUCGGAACUGGGUGGCAUCCUACCCACUGGCCAGCCGAUUCGCACAUUUGGCAUCUCGAUAUCAGGGAAUACGGACCUGGAUGACAACUCCUAUCCGGAUGUGGUGAUUGGAGCGUUCAACUCCUCGGCAGCGGUCAUCCUGCUGGCCAGACCCAUCAUCAGCAUCCAGACGAAUGUGAUCCGCGACCAGCUGCGCAACAUGGAUCCCAACAAGCCGGGCUGCCUCGCUGACCCCGCCAGCAAUCUCACCUGCUUCACCUUCGAGGCCUGCUGCAGCAUCGAUCCGUACGACGAGAAGAGCAAGGAACUCCUGCUGUCCUACAGCGUCGAGACGGAGACCUUCGAUCACCUGAAGAAGUUCUCGCGGAUCUUCUUCGAUCGGGACAACAAGCGGAGCAAUGUGCUCAGCCGGAAUGUGACGGUGCAGACGGACGGCAGGAUGCACUGCCAGUCGAUCACGGGUUACAUCAAGGCAAAUACCCGAGAUAUCCAGACACCGGUCCGCUUCCGAUUGAAGUACUCUCUGGUGGAACCGCCACUGGCCGCCUCCGCCUUGGUACGUCUCAAUCCCAUAUUGGACCAGACCCAGGCGCAUAUCGACUUCGAGGGCACCUUCCAGAAGGACUGCGGCGAUGAUGAUCUCUGCGAGAGCAACCUGGUCAUCCGGGCGGAACCGAACAUCACACAGUCCUCGGGCAACGAUUACACCUUGAUUCUGGAUGAAACCGAAUUGGAGGUCCGCAUUAAUGUGAGCAAUCUGGCGGAUUCCGCCUACGAGGCUCAGUUGUUCGUCGUCCAUCAGGCGGGAGUGUCUUAUGUGGCCACCAAGAAGCCGACGAAUGCCACCUGCAAUAGCUACAACACCACCCUGGUCGCCUGCAGUCUGGGUAAUCCCAUGCUGCGUGGCACCACCACUUUCGUGACCAUACGCUUCCAACCGAAGGGACUGGAGCCCAGCGAGAAGACCAUGCUGUUCCACAUCUUUGCCAACACCACCUCCAAGUUGGUGGGACCCGAGCGCCCCGAAAGGGAUCUUGUGGUCCAUGUGGUGCGUCGAGCGAAGCUGAACUUCCGCGGUUGGGCCAUACCCGAGCAGAGUUUCUACAGUGGAUCGAGUGGGGCGGCUAGUACAUCUGCCGGCACCGCCGUCUCCGAGAUCGAGGGUCACGGUCCCAUGGGAAUGGACGAUGUGGGCUCGCAGGUGCAUCACAUGUUCACCAUCUUCAACGAAGGACCCUCCACGGCGCCAAAGGUCCAAAUGGUCAUCCAUUGGCCGUACUCACUGUACAGCGAUCCCCAGAGCGGGCGACAGGUUCAGUAUCUGCUCUAUCUGGAGCAGAUACCCACCGUGGAGGUUAGCCAGGGCGAGUGCCAUGUGGCCAAGGAGUUUGUCAAUCCCCUGAACUUGGCCAGUGGUUCGAGGGAGAAUCCGGCCUACCUGAGUGCCCCGGCCCAGAUGCGGAUGUUUCCCUCGCAGUCCCGUCACCCGUACAACAAGAGUGCGAUCCACUCGCAGCGCUCCUACUAUUCCAGCAGCCAUCGGGAGGAUCAUGCGGAGGACUCGCAUGCAUCCCGGAAUCGGGUGCGUCGCAAUUUCCUGGAACGUGUCACCCGCCUGGAGAGGCUUAUGUACGAUCCCGAGAGCGGCAAUGCGGCGGGAACCAGUGGCAAAAAGCAGGACAUCGUCGAGCUGGACUGCAACAAGGGCACAACGAACUGUGUGCGCAUCGAGUGCGAUAUCCUGAACAUGCCCGCCCUAUCCGAGGCCCAGGUGGUGGUCAAGGCCCGCCUGUGGAACUCCACGCUGGUCAGCGAGUAUCCCCGCGUGGAGCGGGUCAGGAUCUUCUCUACGGCCACAGCCCAAAUACCCGAGGACUAUGGCGUCGAGGUGAUGGAGCACAACAACAUUGAGGUGGAGACGCGAGCCUAUCCAGAGCUAAGGAACCAACAGCGCGACACCUCGAUACCCUGGCUGAUCAUCAUCCUGGGCAUCGUGGGCGGACUGCUGCUCCUGGCGUUGUUCACCUAUUUCCUGUGGAAGUGCGGCUUCUUCAAGCGCAUCCGACCCACGGAUCCGACGCUCAGCGGCAAUCUGGAGAAGAUGAACGAGGAGAAGCCCUUCCUGGCGCCGGCAAAGAAUUCGCAUAACGUUUUCUAACAAGAGGGCACCGUCGGCUGGGACUUGGUGCGCCGCCGGAGGCGUCGGCGCCGUCUAAAGCUGCCACUUCCGGUUCCGCAGCGGCCACGACAUGGAUGGCGGAAAACUGCGGAAAAGUCCAAGAACAGUAAUAAUAACAAAAACAACAACAACAACAACAACAAUGACAGCGAUGUGGACGUGCUUUCGCUGACGCCGCCGCCGCCACCGCUCAGCAUCCUCAGCUGGGGAAACGAUGGCUACUACCAGGCCAGCGCCGCCUGGUGGGGUCACCACAUGUGAUGGGUUGGGUCACCGGUGGGUCAUGUGGGUUGUGGUUCAAUGUGCCAUUUCGUUUACUUAAUGCAGCAGGCUUAGUUCAGUUCAGUGGAUGAAUUAAUAGCCAGGCUUCCGUCACUGACAUCAGCUAAAUCUAUUGUCUGGCCAAGGAUUUAAGUUAUAAAAAAAAAAAAAAAUUAGUCGUGCUAAAAAUCAAAGAGAUAUUGUAUACAUCAAGGCUAGAAAAAUAAUUAACAUUUUUGAUUUUUAUAAAGAGAUAUAUAAUUAUUCCGAACGUGGAAAAAUCCACCUGGUUUCCUAAUGGAGUAUUGCCUCUGCAAAAUUCCAAAUAGCCGAACGCUUUUUAUGGUGCUUUUAAAACCUCGACUUACUUAAAAAUAAGGAAACUAAAUUGACUUUUAGAUGAAAUGUUUUAAAGUCCUUGAAAAUUUUCGAGCACAAUAGAUUACGGCAAUGCAUUGCUAUAUAUUUAGCUGAUGUCAGUACUGAGCUUUAGUCUAAUGUUUAGCUAAGCACCCAAAUGUAAAAAUGUUCAUUGUCAUAUAUAGAUUUAAGCCUAAGUUAGACUAAGCUGAAGAGGACGAAGCGAAAUUCCGAAUAUAGCAUACAGAAGAAAAACACUGCCAAUAACAACAAAUCAAAGUGCCUCGAAAUCGAACCGUAAUUCCAAUGUACUGGACACGUCUUAAACAAAAAAACGAAAGUAUUAGCACAAACUUAAUGCAUAGCUAUAAAUAAUCCACGAGUAACAGAAUUUAGAACACACACACACAACAUUAUAUUUUUUUUUUUUUGAUAAUUUACCGCGUUUCUUUGGUUAAAUAAGUUAAGAUGAGUUUUUUUAAAUGUGGAAAAUACCAGAGAUGUUGGUUUUUGUUUGUAUGUAUGUGUGGGGUCAACAUGUAGUUAAAUUAGUUGUAAAUAAAAAUUCAAUAGUACUAGCUGUAAAUAGUAAUUAUGUUUUUUCUUUAACUAUUUAAUAUACGAUUACUAUUUUUUAAGAAAA